GUGACGUAGUUCGGUAGACAGGCAAGAUGGCGGCAUCGGCUUGGCUGCAUGGCCCGUCAGCUAUGCGUUUAACCGAGGGUUUGCUGUCUGUUCUGAAAGAGCAAAGACCGGACUAUUUACCCUCUCUGUUGGCGAACUACAGGGAGCAUGGAGUGUUCCCCACACAGGCCGCCAGCGCCGUAGGGAGUUUGGUGGGUUUUAGCAACGCCAAACUGGCCUCAAGCAAAACCAAGUUUGAGGGGCUCUGUUUGCUCUCCAUGCUGGUUAAGGACAGUUCCUGUGAUCUAUUCCAGCAACACUGCCUCUCCUGGCUGCGCUCCCUGCAGCAGGUCAUCCAGUCGCAGGCGCCAAUGCAGACCAUCCAGCUGGCUGUGACUAUUUUGAAGGACUUGCUGCAGUAUUCGUCGCAGCUGGCAGAGCUGGCCAGGGAGGUGGGCCUCAACUGCAUCUUGGGCAUCCUCACAUCGCUACUGGGCCUCAAGCAGGAGUGUGAGCUGGCGGCCAUGGAGGGGAUGACGGCGUGUAUGAUGUACUACCCCAGAGCGUGUGGAUCUCUCAGGGACAAACUGGGCGCCUAUUUCCUCUCCAAAAUGGACAGUUCCAACAAGAAAACACAAGAGAUGUCAUGUCAGUGUUAUGGCCGCCUCCCCUGCCUGGGAGGCCUCAUGGAUCGCGUGUCUGGGGCCGGUCGGGCUGAGAGAUGGAUCAAUCAAGUUCACUGCCUGCUGGCCUCGGCCAAUAGCCUGCUGACUCAUCUCUUCCAGGGCUCAGAAAUGGACAGAACGGUACAAUACGAAGGGCCAGGAGUGGAGCUGGGCUUUCCUCAUCUCGGCCAGUCUGAUCCUCUCCUGCUUUUACAGCUGCAGCACAGAUACACAGCAAUCUGCCUGGCACUCAAACACACUCUACGGGUGGACCCGGCAUCAGUUGUGCGUCUGCCUGUCAGACCCGUUCUCAACCUAGUGUGUCGAGCUCUGGCUGUAACCUCCAAGAGUAUUAAUUUAACAGGGGACGGCAGCGUGAGGUUGCUUCUCUUGCCCGUUAUACACACCAACACACUGGAGGUCUUAUCCACUCUCAUCACAGUCGUGCGCAGCAGCAUGGUUCAGUAUGCCGCUGUCCUUCAGAGGCUCUUCUCGCAAACGCUGAGUGCCUGGAUGCCUCCACCUGAAGCUAACCCUGGGCAGCAGAGAGCCUACACCUCGGUGCGCAUGUCCGUGUACAGAACCUUAGAAGUUUGGGUCCAGGUGGCUGGAGCUUCUGCCAGCAUCCUCCAGGGGAGCCCCAGCCAUUCGGAGGUCCUGUUUAGCCACCUCCUGGGUGACAUCACACCAGGGGCAGAGUCCAUCAAGCUUCGUGCCGGUCUGUCAGCUGAUGUAGUUCCUGGAGGAAAACCGGGCCCCCGAAGGACGAAACCACUGGUCAUGGCGGAUGCAGUCGGGCCAUCCCUCCAGAGGAAAGGCGACACUUUGGCCAAUCAGGACACUUGCCUUUCAGCCCUCAGGGCACUGAGACAAAUCAUACUGACAAAUGGAACACUCCUAAAGGCUGAUUUGCACAAGCGCCUCCACGAGGUGGUGCUUCCGCUGUGUGUGCGCUUGCAGCAGCAGCAGCAAUCAAACUACAGCUCUGCCUUUGAGACAGCAGGGGGUGUAAGUGGGCAGUACGGCGGUGCCCUCACAAGAUGGGAACUAUACAGGUUGCUGUUGGCUCUCGUUCUGGUGCCAUCGCCCUCUUGGCCUCAACCUCUGACCUGUGCUGUGUCCAUUCUCAGCAAAGGGCGCAACGACCACAACCUCAAGGUGUCGUCAUUCUGUACUGAGGCGCUGACCAUCUGUAACUCCCUCCUCCACCCCCGCUCUCCCUCCAUCACCAUCCCUUUACCAGCUAUUGCCCUUAAGCCCACCCCUUCUGCUCCAGUCCUCCCGUCCCCCCAGGGUGCGAACCCAGGUCUUCCCCUGCCAACUCUCCUUGGAGGCCCCAACUCUUCCACUCCCUUCCCCGCCCGCCACUCCCUCUCUAUGGGCUCCACUUCCUUGCUGGGCUCCCUGGAAAACCACCUUUCUCUGGUUCCGGGCAUGACGGGCCAGGGUCACACCCCAGGCGACAUGAUCCUGUCCCCGCAAGCUCACCACCAGCCGGACCCUGCUGGCCUAUGCCCCCUGGAGGGACAGAGACCUGUUUUUAUGCGCUACGACAAAGAGGAGGCUGAGGACGUGGAGAUCUCUCUGGCCAGCGACUCUGAUGACAGCGUGGUCAUCGUUCCUCCAGGGAUGCUCAACAUGGAGGUGCAGCAGAACCAGUCAGCUGCGACUAAUUCUCACAAUCUGACUUCUGUGACCCCCGGACCAGGGCUUGCUGUAACUCUGCCGGGGGCUCAGUCUGUCACUGUGUCUCCCACCACACAAGCGACCACCACAAUGGACGACGUCUCCCUGGCGACCUCCUCCCCUCUCCUCACCCCCUCCACCGUCCCCGUCAACUCCUUCCCUCCUCCCAGCUCCUCAACGGUCUCUCUCACUGCACCCUUGAAUUCCAGCACAGCCCCCACAGGUGAGUCGGUGGGAAGACCUCAGCUCCAGCAGAUGCUGAUGCAGCCCUCAACCCCUGCCCCCAUAACCCUUCCUUUGCACAUGCUGGGCCAGCAGGGAAGACUCCUCCAGCAGCAGCAAGGCCCACCCCCCAGCAAGGAGGACUCGGCUGUCAUUAACAUCAACAGCACUGAUGAGGAAGAGGACAUGGAAGAUGACGAUGAGCUUGAGGAAGAUGAGGAGGACGAGGAGGAGGAAGUGAGUGAUUUUCCUGAGGGGGAGUUUUACGAGGAGGGGGAGGAGUUUGAUGAGUUUGACGAAGAAGGAGAGGAUCUUGAAGAGGAGGAAGAGGAGGAGGAGGUGGAAGAAGAAGAAGAAGAAGAGGAGGAAGAUGGAAGGAUGCCUCCAUUGGAGGGAGCAGAGGAGCAGGCAAAUGUAGGCGACAUGGUGGAGGAGGAGAAGCCUGAUGAUGGAGCAGAGGGAGGCAUACAGGAGGUGCAGCCCAGCCGAUCAAACUUUGGUGAGGACAGGAUGAAAGUGCAGGAGGUCGAGAGUAUCGGAGUCUUGGAGGGGGCCAGAGAGGAGGAGGAGGAGGAGGAGGAGGAUAGGAUGGAUGACCCCUCAAUGCCUCAGAUCCUGUGUGUGACCGGAGGAGUGCUGGAAGAGAGGGAUGAGGAGGAAGAGAAGGGUGCACAGGUUGUAGCUGAAGCGGCGUGUCAGGAGGCACCGGGUUUGGAGGAGCAAGGAGCUAGCGAGGUGCAAGUGGCCACACCCCCCCCAGAGGAACAGCAGGAAACGGCAGCUGAAACCGCUCAGGAUUUGACUGAGAAUGAUGACGAGCCGCCCGUCCUCCAGAACGAACUGCUGGCAGGCCCCGCCGAGGACUGCUCGCUAGCCACAGAACCUGCAAUUUUAUCUGGACCAAACUCACAGGAGCAAGAGGAGUGCAACCUGGAGGAAAACGGCAAAAAUGAGACGGAACACGCUGGUCCAGAGGAAGGUGUGGGAGAUGGUGAAGAGGAAAGUAAAGGAGUCAAGAGGAAGAGGGAGCACACACAGGUAGAGGAUGAGGCAGGACCAAGCACAGAGAAGAAAAAGAUGGACGAUGACACCAUGGCUUCCAUGUUGGCUGAUUUUACCGCCUGCCCACCUGACAACGACGACGAGGCUCCCUCGGCAUCAACCUGCUAAGAAACGCAUCACAUGGGGUUGCCGCGGAUACAAGACUAUCAGUCCUGAGAUUUCCUCGAGAAGCAGCUGCUUUUGCUCCGCUGCUGCGCUCAGGCAUCAGUAUUCACGUUUGUCAUGUUAAAUAUCAUGACUAAACUCCCAUCAAUGUGGGGUGGUGGAUUGUUCUAGGCAGGUUGUCAUCAACUAGUUUUACAGUAUUGAGGUGAAAAUGUAAGAUGUAUUAUCACUUUGUAUCAUGCUACAGCUAGUAACGUCUCUGAAUUCAUGCAUCUUUUUUGCUUUUUAUGUUCUGUCAUCACUUGUCUUUUUUUGCUUUGGUAUAAAACAGUAAAAACGUUGAAAAGGGUUGAUGGCGCCAAGUUCACUUCAGAUUUUCUGAGAAAUGGUAUGACACUAAAAAACAGCAGAGCACUCCUAUCAUAGAGAGGACCUUUGACUUAAAUCCUUAAAAACAGCAGAGCGCUCCUCAAAAAGUCCUGAAAAACCGCAGUGCAGUCUUGCCACAAAAAGGAUCUUUGAGUAGUGUUUUUUUCUGUAGGUAUACAUCUACCUACAAGAUGACGGUGGGGGGAUUGCCCCAAAGGGAAGUCAAUGAGGGCAAAUUAAACCACUAAUUGGAAUGCAGCCCAUAUCUUUUACAUGUUGACACUAACAAUAUU
Dunckerocampus dactyliophorus (ringed pipefish) is the source of this 4381-nucleotide messenger RNA. It is a transcript of the gene pelp1, whose product is annotated as proline, glutamate and leucine rich protein 1. The record is from RefSeq and is a predicted model, not a curated record. The transcript has 19 exons. Gene Ontology annotation, cellular component: nucleus. Bases 27 to 3722 code for a protein of 1231 amino acids. Lineage: Eukaryota; Metazoa; Chordata; Actinopteri; Syngnathiformes; Syngnathidae. Gene Ontology annotation, biological process: rRNA processing.